This is a messenger RNA of Tympanuchus pallidicinctus (lesser prairie-chicken), 1389 nucleotides long. RefSeq names its product signal transducing adaptor family member 2 (gene STAP2). The record is from RefSeq and is a predicted model, not a curated record. Gene Ontology annotation, molecular function: signaling adaptor activity. NCBI's taxonomy places the organism in Eukaryota, Metazoa, Chordata, Aves, Galliformes, Phasianidae.
GGGGGGGGGGGGGGAAUAGCUGGUGCAGCGCGGGCGGGGCGCGUUGCGUGUGCCGGUGUUGCGGGACGGGGGGCGGCGGUCGGAGGCUGCGGAGCACCGGGCGGCCCCGCGGUGCCCUUCGCUCGGGGCGGUGCCGGAGGUGCGGGAAGGGCUCCGCAACCGUGGAGUCAUGGCCCCCCCGCCGCACUGCUAUGAGGGCUUCGUGGAGGUGCGGGGGCUGCGGGAUCAGAGCUGCAGGAGGCGCUGGGCCGGGCUGCGGGGGGCGACGCUGUGCUUCUAUGGGGCGCCCAGAGAGCAGCAGCCUUUGGAGCUUCUGGACCUGGAUGAGCUGGUGGGGGUACAGAAAGAGGGGGGGGCCCUUGUCCUCCAGCUGCGGGAUCAGAAGGUGACACUGAAGGCAGACAGCGUGCAGGCGCAGGAGAUGUGGCGCGGCUUCAUCCUCACCAUGGCCAAGAUGGAGCUGCCCACAGACCUGGAGCUGCUGCCUGGGCACCUCUUCCAGCUGUCGGAGGCGCUGCGCCAGGAGAGGGAGAACCGCCGGAGGGCACGGAGUGUGGGGACAACUGCAGUGCCCCCCCUGCCCAGCUGCUUCUUCGACGUGUCGCGCGCUGAGGCCGAGCGGCUGCUGGAGCGCAAUGCGGGCGGUGGGAGCGUGGUGCUGCGGCCCGGCGGGCACGGCCAAGGCUUCUCCAUCAGCACACGGCAGGUGCUGAGCGGCGCUGCUCUGCUGAAGCACUACAGGGUGCUCAGCGUGGGAGAUGGGUUCCUCGUUGACGUCGACACGCCGCAUCACUGCUCCUCGCUGGACGAGGUGGUGCAGUACUUCGUGAAGCAGAGCAAAGGCGGCCUGCAGCCCCUGCAGCGGGAGUACAGCAUGAGGCUGGAGUUCGUGGAAGCAGAUGCUAAAAGCUCGGAGGUGACGCGGCGGCCAUGCAAACCCCCCCCCUGCCCCCCCCGCCCCCCGGCCCACCCCCACGGCGCAGCACCGCCGGCCCAGGCCCCCCCCCCCCUACUGCCAAAACCAAAAGCGACCCCACAGCACGCAGUGAGAGAAGGUGCCGGCAGCCCCCCCAGCUCAGCGCCCCAUCCGACCCCACGGCGCGUCCCACUGCUGCCCCAUGGGCACAGUGCUGCAGACAUCACAGAGGAGCUGGCUCAGAAGCUGAUGGUGCGCCGUGCUCUCAAUGAGGACUGAUGGGGGUCAGUGAGGGGGGGGUCGGGCUGGCUGCCCCCUCCUUCCCUACCAGCUGUGGGCAAUGGUGUCCACCUGCCCCCCCGACCCCCCCUCCACGCUGCCUGGCCUCGUGGCAGGGGCUGCCUAUGGGGUUGGGGGCCCCAGGUUGGAAUACCGGGGGGGCACACAGCCCCAUGGUGGCGAGGGGGUCGGGG